AUGAACCACGGCGUACACGAGGAAGCGGAAGACAAAGGCACGCGCGACGUACCUGAGUUUGUCAACAUCUUCAAGGACGACACGCACGCCUGGCCGGCCGUCGCGCGCCGCAUGUAUCCCUCCGCCGUCAACGCGCCGAUGGAGUCCAUCGUCACGCCGUUUGUGAAGAACUCGCUCGCGAUCAGCAACCACCUCAUCGGCGUCCUCACCGACACGCUCGGACUCCCUGCAGGCUCGCUCGCGUCUCUGCACAAGGUCGAGGGGUUCAGCGGAUGCACGGCACGGUUCAUCAGAGCGCCGUCGUAUCCUGGGCCGGAGGCGAAGACCUUGCUGACGGUGCACAUUGACUUUGGGUCCUUGUCGUCCGUCGCUCAGCCUCUGCCCGGAUACGCAAUCUGCAACAUCAGCGACGCCCUCGACAUCUUCUCUGGCGGCAUCCUCCCGCCUCCGCGGGAGCAAGCCCAGUACCAUCCACCCGAACGACGACGCCGUCGAGCUGCGUGCACUGUCCGCGGAGAGCGAGCGCAUCUCUGCGGCAGUCGCCAACGCACCACCGAGGAAGUACACCCCGGCGUGACGGUGAUGGAGUGGGCUAUUGAGGAAGGUCAAGUAGCAGCGGAUGACAAAAUACAAGCCGGCGGGAAAACGACCGAGUUCCUCAACGUCGCCGCGGAGGACGCGCUUGUGUCCUAUGGUCGCGCGCCAUAUGCCUACCCUGCCCCGGUGAACGUGCGCAUGGGCGACGCGGUGGGUCCCUUCGUCCGGCGCGCGAUCGAGGUGAACGGGACGAUGCUCGCGAUUCUCAACGAGAAGCUCAGGCUGCCGCGCACCGCAUGGAUGCAUCGGAAGGAGGAGUGGAGCGGGAGCGAGGUGCGGGUCACGCGGAGCCGGCCGCGCGGGCCGUCCGAGGGCACCGACGAAGCCAAGGCGACGCUCAUUGCUCAUACCUACUUUGGCAACCUGUCGUUCUUGCGCGACUGUUUUGGGGGGCUGCCGGCACGCGGACGUGGCGGUAUGGCAAGACCUCCUCCUGGAGAACAGCUGGCGCUGUACGAGCGAUACUCCCUCGUCUACUCCACUCGACCCGGAAACAGCGUCCAGAUGGCUGCGCUCGCAGAUCAACGCGCGAUCAUCGGCGAUACGGUCGCCCACAUCGCACCGAACCUGCGCGAGAUCUUCGACCUCGCAUGGACCUCUCACGAGUGGCUCACGCGCCAGAUGAAGAGCAUGCCCAUCAACAACCAGAAGCACAGUGUAGCACUCAGUCGUCGUCGUCUCAUGUCAUCAUCUUUCAGCCGUGAGCCGUUGCACUCGACGAUCGGCAUGACCUAA
Epithele typhae is the source of this 1332-nucleotide messenger RNA. RefSeq lists its product as uncharacterized. The transcript is spliced from 7 exons. NCBI's taxonomy places the organism in Eukaryota, Fungi, Basidiomycota, Agaricomycetes, Polyporales, Epitheliaceae. The record is from RefSeq and is a predicted model, not a curated record. Bases 1 to 1332 code for a protein of 443 amino acids.